Molecule: messenger RNA, 851 nt
Organism: Penaeus monodon (black tiger shrimp)
Lineage: Eukaryota; Metazoa; Arthropoda; Malacostraca; Decapoda; Penaeidae
Product: elongation factor 1-alpha-like
Source: RefSeq, a predicted model, not a curated record
GUAUCCUGAAGCCAGGUAUGGUUGUCAACUUUGCCCCCACUGGCCCCACCACUGAGGUUAAGUCUGUGAAGAUGCACCACGAAGAUCUUACCGAGGUUGUCCCUGGUGACAAUGUUGGCUUCAGCGUGAAGAACAUGUCAGUGAAGGACCAGACGCAUGGAUUCGUCGAUUCUGACUCCAAGAACGACCCAGCUAAGGAAGCUGCUGACUUUACCUCCCAGGUGAUCGUCCUUAACCACCUUGGCCAGAUCCAGGCUGGGUACUCACCUGUGCUUGGUUGCCACAAUGCUUACAUUGCCUGCAAGUUCGCUGAACUGCUGACCAAGAUCGACAGCCGUACUGGUAAGGAAAUGAAGCACGUGAAAUCUGGCGACUACUGCAACGUAAAGAUGGUUCCCAGCAGGCCCGACUGUGUGGAAACCUUCCAACAGUAUGCUCCUCUUGGACGUUUUGCUGUGCGUGACAUGAAGCAGACGGUAGCUGUGGGUGUAAUCAAGGGGGUCAACAAGAAGAUACGGUUUCCCAAUCAACAAGAGAGUGUAAGCAUCACACAGGAUACGGAUUCUAAUAAAAGGUGUGAUUACGAUAUUAUAUACCUCUUGCUGACGGUAGUGAUUGCCAUUAGCAGUAGUAUUGUUAAUGUUGCUUUUACUAUACUGUUACUUCAUAUUUUUACCAUCAUCAUCACUACAACCCACACCACCGCACCGCCACCAUCGCCAACCACCACCACCAUCAUUAUCAUUAAUGACAACUCCACCACCUACACCUCAUGUCAAUUGCAGGUAGCCAUUUCAUGUGGUGGAACCAAAGUGAAGAAUAAUACCAUGAAAUUCUUAGAAUUAGUUUAA